Messenger RNA from Procambarus clarkii (red swamp crayfish), 327 nucleotides. NCBI's taxonomy places the organism in Eukaryota, Metazoa, Arthropoda, Malacostraca, Decapoda, Cambaridae. The record is from RefSeq and is a predicted model, not a curated record.
AUGGGGUUGGCAGCCCUGGUUGCCUCUGCAAUGGCUGCCCCUGGAGGCAUUGGUUAUGGCGGUGGAUAUAGAGGCGGAUUGGGAGGAUUCAGCGGUGGAUAUAGAGGCGGAUUGGGAGGAUUCGGCGGUGGAUAUGGAGGAGGAUUUGGUGGUGGAUACGGAGGCUACGGCGCUGGUUAUGGAGGCUACGCUGGUGGAAGAGCUAAUAUCAACUUCAAUCUGGGACAUGGUGGCGGAUAUGGUGGUGGCUACGGAGGACAUGGCCUAGGUCUCGGCUUUGGACGUGGUGUAGGAUACGGCGGUGGCUACGGUGGUUAUGGAAAAUAA